This is a messenger RNA of Chiloscyllium plagiosum (whitespotted bambooshark), 4799 nucleotides long. RefSeq lists its product as uncharacterized. Gene Ontology annotation, cellular component: external side of plasma membrane; B cell receptor complex. Gene Ontology annotation, biological process: B cell receptor signaling pathway; B cell differentiation. NCBI's taxonomy places the organism in Eukaryota, Metazoa, Chordata, Chondrichthyes, Orectolobiformes, Hemiscylliidae. The record is from RefSeq and is a predicted model, not a curated record.
UGCUGACAAGAUGAACUUUAAUCAUGAUUACCUGCAGUUCAUACUGACACUACAGUACACUCAUGUUCUGCUUCAAACAACUGAAGCUGUAUCAAACAGGAUAAAUGUCUCUCAAACGCCUCCAGAAAUCAAUGCUUGUGAAGGAGAUUCUAUCAACAUGGAAUGUUCUUGUGAGGAGGAUGUACAAAUGGAAAGCAUUAGGGUAGAUUGGACUAAAGACUCAAAAUCAAUCCUCAAUGCAACCAGUUCAAAUGGCUCUGUAAAUCAAGCUUACAUUGACAGACUAUCUUAUUCUGUUGAGAAAGCAAAAUCAAAACUGACAAUCAAAAGUAUUACUCGAGAUGAUGCAGGAUUGUAUCGUUGUAACAUGGUGAUUGAGAUACCAGCACCAGUUCGAAAAGGCAAUGGAAGUGGAACAAUAUUGACAGUGCAAGCAGAUAACAAUGCACCCAAACUGGGAGCUUUGGUAGGAGUGGUGGUAUUGUUGUUGAUAUUGGUUCCUGUAGUUUUAUUUUACAAGAAACAACAGAAAAUUCAGAGAAAUGCAAGAAGUACAACUGCAGUACCAGUUCUGUUUGAUGUUGCGAGAGAAGAGAUCAUUGAACAAAAUCAGGAGAAUGAAGAAAGCUCAUCUUCAAGAGGCUCAUCUCAUUGGCUGGCCUCAUCAUUGUAUGAAUCAUUUGACUACUUUGCAAUCCAAAAUAUGAACGAAGAAACCAGAUGCACAGUCUCAAACAGCUGAAUCUUCCACAUCUAUGUGAAAGGAGAAGUACAUUUUCAAAAUUGACUUUGUAUUUUAACUUGGUUCAUCAUUUCAGGAAGACUGGGAGUCAAGGAUGCAUUCUAACUGGAGACUUUGCUGUUGCCACAUGUUAAUUGAAGCUGUGUCAGGUCGGAUGGUUGGCUGCAGCAUCAAUAUGAAACAUCAUGGGUCAAAGAGAUAUACAAAUUCAUUACCUUUUCUGUCACCACCUAUUGCAUGGGAUGAAGCGCUAAAUGGUGCAGAAUCAUCUUCCCAGGAAGCAUUUAGGGAUGGAUUGGAUGCAAUGUGUCCAUAAAGAAGGAAAGGAGAAAAAUAGUUGAUCUCAUUAUUAGAAAUUAACGCACCUGUACAAAAAAAACGGAUUCAGCGAUUUCGAUGGAUCCAAUCUAUUUUGCCUGUUACAGGUUGGAGUUCAUUCAAAUAUUAUGAUGGUGGAGUAUAGUGACUGUUGUGAUGUUCAGACAGUAUAGUAAUGUAAUAGUGUGGAAGAUUGUAAUGGCCUCUUUGAGUUUCCUGCUCCCAGGUAUUUCCCGUUUCUGCGGAUGACCUCCAAGCUGUCAUUAUAGCCCAGAAGAAGAAAGAAAAUCAAAGUUUCAAUAUUUUUUACAUUUGUUUGAGGUGUGGGCAUCACUGGUUACACAAGGAUUUUAUGCCCAAUGGCCAGGUGCCCUGGGGAAUGUGGUGGUGAGCUGGUUUCUUGAACUAGAGCAGUCUAUGAGAUGUAGGAACACGGAGUGGUGUUAGAAAGGGAGAUACAGGAUUUUAACCAAGAAGAAAUGAAGGAAAGAUGAAAUAGCUCCAAGUGAGAAAGAUGUGUGACUUAGAGGGAAGCUUGCAGGUGAUGCUUUUCCAAUGUCCUUCUAGGGGGUAGAGGCUGCAGGUUUGCAAAGUGCUUUUGAAGGAGCCAUGGUGAGUUACUACAGUACAUCCUGUAGUUGGUGUACACUCCUGCCACUGUGCAUCAGUGGCAAAGGGAGUGAAGGUUGAAUGUAGUAGAUGGGAUGCAAAUCGAGCAGGCUGCUUUGUACUAGACUAUUUCGAAGGUUAUUGAAACAGCAUCCAUCCAGACAAGUGGUGAGUAUUCCAUCACUUUCCUAAUAGAUUGGGACAGGUUUUGGAGAGACAGGAGAUGAGUUACUCAUCACAGAACUUUCAGACUCUGGUUUUUUGAAAAUUCCUUCAUGCGAUAGGUAAAUGCCAGAUAGGCCAACAUUUUUCGCCCAUUCCCUAAUUAUCCAAAGGGCAGUUAAGUGUCAACCGCAUUGCUGUGGGUCGGAGUCACAUGUAGGCCAGACUAGGUAAGGAUAGCAGUUUCCUUCCCUAAAGGACAUUAGUGAACAAUAAAAUCAUAGAUGUGUUUUUUUGAGAAUCUGUGCUCCUCUUCUUCCAUUCAGUAAGUCAGCUGACAACAUUCUGAGUCAUGAAAAUUAAUGAAAGGGACCAAUGUUCUAUAAAGGAGUUAGAUUUUAAAAGCAGAUCAGGAACUUGACACCUGGAUAAAAUUUGGAACCUGACCCCCACAUUUUGAAUGCAGUUGCUCUAAUACAGGAGGCAGAGAGGAGUUUGCUGCCCAAUUUAUGAGGCUGCGUGCUUCCCAGUGCCAGCGGCAGCCUGCCCAUGCUGAGGUUUGCCUCUGCCUUGAGGACAGAACAGGUAGCUGAUCAGUGGGCUAGGAGGACUAACAUUCAAGAAUGAGGGCAACCAGGAAAAAUUAUGGUAAUUCAUACAAUUCAUCACAGGUUACCCGAGGGCUCAAUAUAUCUCACAGUCAGAGGUUUUCUUUCUGUGACAAGCCUGGAAAAAAGACAACUAUCUGUUUGGGCUAAACAAAAUAAUCAUGAACAAAACCUGUUUUCGACUGUCCUAACCCUUUACCAAGUUCCUAAAGGAGGUGGAUAGGCCAUUAGAUGGCAGCAGUCAGGUUCCCCACUCCCUCCAAUAGAAGCACUAGAAAUCUGGAAAAGAAACAAAGUGCUGGAGCAACUCAGCAGGUCUGGCAGCAUCAGUGGUUGCAGAAACAAAGUCCAUUACUGCCUUUUUCCAAACUAUUAAGUGCUGAGCAACAACAUGGAAACACAGCAGAGAUGAUUUUGCCAAGUCAGAUGUUGAAUUUUCGGAGGAAACUAACUUCAAGGUUUUCAUUCUUCUGAAAGGUUUUCAAGUAAACGUAGCUCCUGUCAGAACGCCACAAGCCUGUUCGAUUAACACUGAAUUUUUUUUAGGUGAAAGUUUGUUUGCUCUAACAUCAAUUUAGACAUUUUAUUAUUUUUUAAAACACAGAUCUUUCAGAAAAGAUUUUUUCAAAAUUCAGUAUUAUUUCCCAUGCCCGGGUUAGUAACACAGGAACAUCUAGAUGUGUUUUAUUAGAUUGUAGGUGGGUGAAACGUCUGGAAAAGGAAGAAAUAUAUGUGUAGUUUAUACUUUCUACCUUCUCUAAGUGGCAUCAUUUCAGUUGUUCUGUUAUUUUACUUGGCAACUAACCAGAUAAAAAUGUAUGUAAAUUAAAACUGAAAUGGUUCAAUCAAUCAGUAAAGAAUCAAGGGUAAACUGUAUGGUUCAGGAAAUAGUCUGCACUGUUGGUGAUAUUAUCAGCAUUUGACAUUUAAACAGACAAAGAGAAAUGUAAAAGUCUUAAUGCUGAUUUUUUAUUGUACUGUUACAAAUAGAAAAUAGAAGGACACCUGUACAGGAUGAAACCUAAGCUAUAAGCCAACUAUAUUACACUUGUACAUAUUACACAUAUGACUGUAUGCACCACAUAAAAAGAUAUGUGCCUUGCAAACACUCCAAAAAUAAAUCAUUAGGCUGGAAGCAAAACUUAAAUGCAACAUGUCAAAGCAUGCAGAAACCGAACUGUAUGCAAUGUAAAGAGACAAAGUGUUAGUGGCCAAGAAUUUGCUGAGUCAGGCAUCUCAAACCUCAAACUUUUUCUUCACCCUUCAACUUCAACUUUUUGCGCAUCAAAUCGCUGGAAAUGUGAACUGAUAAUGGGGUGCAAUGGGCCACUUAGAACACAAGACCAAUAGACUCAAUCAAAAAAAUUUAGGGAAUUUAAAAGCAAUAGGAAUGAUGGAGAAAAAAGUAUUUUCUAAAAUCUAAUUAAAUUGUCAUUAGAUUUUACUGGAACACUUCCUGGUUUUCAAUUAAUCUCAUCAUGAAGAGCUUAACACAUGCAAUGAAUAGUUCUGGUGAACUUGCCCUUAAGAUGUACAAAAAGGCAAGAUGCAACUUGUGAUGUUACAAUGUCAACAUUACAGAAACAACUUAAAACAAAAUAUGUACCUUAAUGGCUAUAAAUUUUAAAUAAUUUGGACGGUUUACUGACGACAAUAUGAACACACUCAUUAGAGCUAUUGUUAUAUCUUGGAAAAAAAAGGUUAUGCAUUCAAGACAUACAACACAAACCCACACGCAGGUCUACGUCAGGAAAUGGAACAUUUCUGUGUCAGACAAUCAGUUGACAUAUUGUGUAGGCCACUGGAAGAAGUGUGGUUUGUGACAAAUUGUUAAAUAAUUUUUGGAAUUAGAAACAGUAACUUAUAUUUUCAAAAAGAUUGUCAAUAAAGAAUCAGCUAAUAAUAGACCACAUGUAGUGCAAUACAGAACUUUUAUUAUUGAUAUUUUAAUGAAAGGAAUGAUUUUGGAUCUUGUGGCUUUCUUACAAAAUUUGAUGCAAGUCACAGAGUUUGAACUGACUGAAAGAUAGAUGUAGCCCAUUGUGAGCCUCUAGCCCAUUCAAUUUGAUUGUGGUGGAAUUGGAUCACCACCCCAUUUUGCUGCAUAGCUUCACACCCCAUAGUACCAUUGAUAACAAUAUUCUGUAGAUUUCAAUUUUGAGUUUCAAAUUUCCCCAGAAACUGUAUCGACUGGGGAAGAAAAUUCCAAAUUUCUACAACCUGUGUAUGAUUAAACACAUUCCAACAUCCUUCCCAACUGGUUUGGCACUAACUUUACAAUUAUGUUUCUGUGUGCUUAACUGCCCUGCUCGUGGAAGUAGUCUCUCAGUGUCUACCAUAACACUAUUUAACAUUUUAGA